This is a messenger RNA of Pogoniulus pusillus (Red-fronted tinkerbird), 2868 nucleotides long. RefSeq names its product ADP ribosylation factor interacting protein 1 (gene ARFIP1). Gene Ontology annotation, molecular function: protein domain specific binding; phospholipid binding. Gene Ontology annotation, biological process: intracellular protein transport; regulation of Arp2/3 complex-mediated actin nucleation. NCBI's taxonomy places the organism in Eukaryota, Metazoa, Chordata, Aves, Piciformes, Lybiidae. Bases 216 to 1427 code for a protein of 403 amino acids. The record is from RefSeq and is a predicted model, not a curated record. Gene Ontology annotation, cellular component: trans-Golgi network membrane. The transcript has 10 exons.
CAGGCCUCAGCUCCUUGGGGGGGUCCAUCAGGGGGCUGCCCCCGCCGCUCCGGGCAUAGUGGGCGAGUGGUCUCGCCUGAACGGUCGGGAGUGCGGUGCGAGUUGGGGCCUGCCCAUUUCCUGGCUUGUCUGUGGGGGUUCGUGGUAGCGUUCUUGCCCCUGGGGAGUUGUGGGCGCACAGAGAGAGCGAGCAGGGCCUGAGCGUGAAAUAAGGUAUGUCAGAAAACAACAGUGAAUCCACAGUACUUGAUGAAUCUCAUCCAGCUGCAGAAGAGGUCCAGUCUGACUCUGAGGAAGGUGCAAUGGCUCAAGAAUCUCCCAAAAAUUCUGCAGCAGAAAUCCCUGUGACUAGCAAUGGACAGCUGGAAGAUUCUCAUGAGCACAGCUUUAACAGGGACUUGAAAUGUUCAUUACCAGUUGGACUGGGGCUUUCUGAAACCAAAAUAACGUCUCAUGGCUUUGACAGCACCAAAGAGGGAGUUGUUGAGGCAGGACCAUUUCCAGGUAAAGGUUCCUCAGCAUCACCCAAAUCAUCUGUUAUAUCUCCUAGCAGUGCAGCAGCUAGCAGACUGGCUGGACAAGGUUGUGAUUUAAUUAUUCCCACAGGGGGCAGAGUGCAGCAGAAGAGUGGACCUGUAGUGUUAGCUGAUGAAGUGAAAAACCCAGCAAUGGAGAAACUAGAAUUGGUGAGAAAAUGGAGCCUAAACACCUACAAGUGUACACGUCAGAUCAUCUCUGAAAAAUUGGGUCGUGGCUCAAGAACAGUAGAUCUGGAUCUAGAAGCUCAAAUAGAUAUAUUGAGAGAUAACAAAAAAAAAUAUGAAAAUAUCUUGAAACUGGCACAGACACUGUCCACACAACUCUUCCAGAUGGUACAUACUCAAAGGCAACUUGGAGAUGCAUUUGCUGACCUGAGUUUGAAAUCAUUGGAACUUCAUGAGGAAUUUGGCUACAAUGCAGAAACACAGAAACUUCUAGCUAAAAAUGGAGAAAUUCUUCUUGGGGCUAUUAACUUUUUUAUUGCCAGCGUGACUACAUUGGUGAAUAAAACAAUUGAAGACACGUUAUUGACUGUGAAACAGUACGAAACUGCCAGAAUUGAAUAUGAUGCCUAUCGAACAGACCUAGAAGAGCUGAAUCUUGGCCCUCGUGAUGCAAACACUCUGCCAAAGAUUGAGCAAUCACAACAACUGUUUCAAAUGCAUAAAGAGAAAUACGACAAAAUGCGUAAUGAUGUUUCUAUCAAAUUGAAAUUUUUGGAAGAAAACAAGGUUAAGGUAUUGCACAAUCAGCUUGUUCUGUUCCACAACGCCAUUGCAGCAUACUUCUCCGGGAAUCAAAAGCAGCUUGAACAGACUCUUAAAGAGUUCCACAUCAAAUUGAAAACUCCUGGAGCAGAUGCCCCAUCCUGGCUUGAAGAACAGUAAUCAGAUAAGAAGACCCAAUUUUAAUCUGAAAUCUUUCAAUCUGAUGAUAAUUCAAGGUUGGGGUUGAAGGACUGUUGUAGUGAUUCUUGCACAGAAAGCUUUAACUAAUUUCCCCCCCCCCCCCCAAUUUUAUAAUAUUGUAAAGCUGAAUUUGGUGGGAAAAUGGGUGACUUUAAGGUAACCAAACAAUUUCUGUCAUUUCAAAUACAAAGCACUCCUUUUGUAUGUAAAAGUUGGUGAUUAUUUCUGUAACCAGGGUGGGGAUGGUGGGGAGGGAGGGGAAACAAAACUUAAACAUUUGCACUGACAAAUGAUAAUUAUGAUUUCUGGUCAUUUUGGUGGCUAGUCAAAAUACUUGCAAACGAAGGUUUGCGUGAUUUGUACCAACAUCUGACAUUUUAUAGGUGAAUAUAAAAACAUCUUUAGGAAUUUUCAUAUUACUUUUAAAAAGGAGAGAAUGAGAAGAGUAUUUUGCAGAUUAAUAUAUGGCCUAUAUGCAAUAUCUGCAUGUAAGGCAACAGUAGCAGUUGGCUCAUUAACUAGUGGAAUUGCAGUAAAUGCCUUUUUAAAAGAUGUACCUUUCCAUCAUAGGUUCAAACAAAGAAAAAAAAACACUAAAGCAAGAAUCACUGUCAGUCUGAGGCUUCGAAGCACACGUUUUUCCUUUGCACCAAAUGGUUGCUCAGUGAGGCCAACCAUGCAAUGUACUAAUUGCAUUUCAAAUUUUACUUUCUCGAUGAAACAAAUACCGUACUAGCCUUAAAUCACAAGUAUGUGCCUUUUUAUAAGAUAAUAUUUUCUCCUGUGUACAUAAUCCAAAAAUCCUUUCACGUAAUGGUUUGUCAAUUUCCACCAAGGGGAAGGAGACUGUAUAAAUGAGGUUUCAUUGUACACUUAGAGCAAGUUAAAGCUUUAGUUAACCUUCAUGGACAGGUAUGAUUUUGAGAGGGGGAAACAGGCCAGUAUGGGGUUUCUUUUUAAUUGAAAAACAUAGUUAAGUAAUGGGAGUAACAUGGAGGAUAGUUUUUUAAUUUCUACAUCAAUCCUGUAGUCUUUAAAUGUAAAAUUCUGUGUCUGUUUUAUCAUAGACAUUUAAAAUUCAAUAUAUUUGCAUCCUCAUUUGCACAUGUUAUGUUGCUUUGUGUUCUCUUCAGUAAAAUUAAAUUCUUCAGAUAUAUGUUAUUUACAACAGUGUGGAUUGUAUGAUUUAUGUACUGUAUGUUUGAAUGCCUUUCAGCUGACAUUCUUAAAGUUUUCAGUGCUUAACACAACUGUAAUGUAACUCUAAAGGAAACUUUUUAAUCAUUCCUCAUUAAAUUCUUGGCCUGACAAAGCCUUCUUUGUUCUUGUUCUGUCAGAAUCUCUUGUAGUUAAUUUACGUUCCCCAGAAUGUAUAUCUUACGUGAAUUUUGUAUUCGUAUUAAAGGUGUUUGCAGUCCAA